AUGCAGGACUGGAAAUCCACAGAUCCACGCCCUCUUCCAGCACGGCCACCAACAUUAUGGCGGGAGGGUUGUAAUAAGGCGGCCCGUUUUGGCCUCAUGUUGCUGGCGACAUUGAUCCUUGUCAAAUCUUGGUUAGAUCUGGCUUCUGUGGAGAAGGUUCAGGGCCCAGAUCCAGAUCCAGUAUCCUCUUCGGAACCAUUUAGCUGGGACCAAAUCCUGCCUUCGGAAAAAUUAGAGUAUCACAACUGUGAUGGUGAAUUCCAAUGCGCUCGCCUCGAAGUACCAAUGGAUUAUGAAGCUAAGGAUCCAAAGGCCCGCAAAUUCACAUUGGCCAUAGCGAAGCUUCCUGCCAAGGUGCCAAUUAGCGACCCUCGCUACGGGGGUGCUGUCUUAAUCAAUCCAGGUGGCCCCGGCGGUCGCGGGACUUUACAAGCGUUCCUUUCGGGCCGCAAUCUCCAGACAAUUGUUGACGCCGAGAUUGACCCGGGUCUGGACCCAGGUAGCGAAAGCGAAAGCGCUAGCGACAAAUAUUUUGAUAUUAUUGGAUUUGAUCCGCGUGGCGUAGGGUAUACGACGCCUGCAUUAACAUGUUUUCCCGAUUCAGUGUCGCAGCGUAAUUGGGAGUUGCAGGUUGAGGCGGAGGGCAUGCUUGGCAGUAGUCCAGAUGCUUUGAAGAAAAGUUGGCAGCGUACUCAGGCGCUUAAUCUCGGGUGCUCUGUAUACGAGAUGAAUGCUGCGCAUGAGGAUGACUCCAUGAUGGCAUACGUCAAUACCCCACUUGUUGCACGAGAUAUGCUUACUAUUGUGGAACGACAUGGCGAGUGGCGGGAAAAUGAAGGCGGCAAGGCGCAGCAAGCAUUUGACGAAUCUAACGGGUACGAUCAUACGCGCGCGAUUGUAAAGCGCACAGUGUGGCAUCGGAAUGAAGAAUUACUUCUGUAUUGGGGGCGAUCUUACGGAACGGUACUAGGUACAACUUUUGCUGCGCUUUUCCCGGACCGAGUGUCGCGGGCUGUUCUCGAUGGCGUCGUGAACAUGGAUAUGUUCUACAAGGGGGAAGGACCAAAUGCUAUAGUUGAUGCAGAUGCUAUUUUUGAUCGGUUUGGUCUUUACUGCGAUGCUGUUGGUCCAGAUGGGUGCCCAUUUUAUGUCGAUGGAGGACCAAAUGCAAUCAAAGCAGCUUACUGGGCUCUUGAAGCACAAACCUUGAAUGCUUCGAUUCCAGUGAUGGCAUCUUCUUCUCGGGGUCCUGAAGUCAUAAGUUGGACAGACUUGAAGAAUAUCCUCCGUGUUGCAGUUUAUCAACCCUUGCUUGCGUUUCCCGUAUUAGCGGAGAAAGUGGGUGCUCUCGCCCAAGGGAAUGGUGUUCCAAUGGCGGAUUUUAAGCAUCGUCAGCACUUUGGUGCAUGUCCGUCGAAUGAGUGCAGUAUUGCGGGUCCUUGGUCUUCGCAGUGCACGCAAAAUUUAGAUAAUUCGCUCUAUGCGAUGUCUGCUAUUCUUUGUACUGAUGCAGAGCAUUUGGCCAAUUUCACGUUGGAGAGUUUCACGGAGUUUUGGCAGGGAUUGAAAAAGGAUAGUAAGGCAUUAGGAGAUUAUUGGGCUCAAAUGCAGCUCGCCUGUGCUGGGUGGAAGACGAGAGCGAAAUAUCCCUUUCAAGGUAUACUUGCACAACAUCCAAGAAGCCCAUUGAUUGCACAACACAUGUCGAGACAGUUUCCAGGGUCUGUUUUACUCCAGCAAGAUUCAGAGGGACAUACCACGCUUGCUGCGCCAUCUCUGUGCGUAGCCAAAGAGAUUCGCAACUACUUCCAAAACGGGAACCUCCCGCAAGCCGGAACUCUUUGUUUAGCUGAUCUCAAGCCACUAGUAGGACGCGUGGGUCAAGUGCCGAUCGUCGGUCAAGCCACCACUCUAGCCGACCGGGAGCUAUUGCAAGCGUUAAUCCGAGAAGUUGAACUAGGAUACUUGCCUUGA
Penicillium angulare is the source of this 1974-nucleotide messenger RNA. RefSeq lists its product as uncharacterized. The transcript has 4 exons. Lineage: Eukaryota; Fungi; Ascomycota; Eurotiomycetes; Eurotiales; Aspergillaceae. The record is from RefSeq and is a predicted model, not a curated record. Bases 1 to 1974 code for a protein of 657 amino acids.